Rotaria sordida is the source of this 1609-nucleotide messenger RNA. The record is from the annotation of a GenBank genome assembly. Lineage: Eukaryota; Metazoa; Rotifera; Eurotatoria; Philodinida; Philodinidae.
AGCACUACUUUUGACAUAAAUAUGAGCCUUAAAGCUUUUAAUCAGUUGGUGAGGUUCCCUCGUUAGAUUUGAAUUGAAGCUAAUUAAACAUUUUAGUAGUACUUGCCACACGUAAAAUCCGUUUAUCCGCAUUAAUCUUUAUAUAUAUCUCGAGAUAUGUUAAAGACAAGGCACGUCCUAGUGAAUAUACUGAGUUCAAGGUACCUGUGUACUGGGUUGAUUGUCAGCAGGGCACCCUGGUGCGUCCUACUAAGAGACGUCGCAGUUUAUGGGCACCUACGAUUGUAUAGCAUUCUAUGAAAAAUUUUUCAACAAAUUAGUGGAUUGAAUAUUUAGAAGCAUUUUGGACUUAAGUGCUAAAAACUUAUAAAGUACCCCAAGGCACUGAAGAAUCUAAAGGUUCCUAUAAUAUAUUGGUAGUAGGAUAUGCUGAGAUCAAUAUAUUCACUAGGGUGAUUUGAAAAUAUGUUUGUUUUAGCAAUUUGAUGAAGAUGUGCGACGAGAACGUCAAUUAAUUUUACACGACAAUGAAACAACGAAAUCAUCUGUGAUUGUUGUUGGAGAUCUCGUCAAAGAAUUUAAAGAAGGAAAAUCAAAAUCUAAUGAUAAAAGCACUUAUCUGGCAGUUAACCAUUUAAAUUUUCAUGUACAAAAGCGAGCAUGUUUCGGUCUAUUGGGAGCAAAUGGAGCAGGAAAAACUACAACAUUUCGUAUGUUGGUAAAUGAUAUUAAGUCAACAUCAGGCAAAAUAAUUAUCAAUGGAAGAAAUAUCAAUCAAACGAAACGUGAUUUAGAAAUUGGUUUCUGUCCACAAUUUGAUUGGCUCCUACACGAUCUUACUGUUUUAGAAACAUUGACUUUAUUUGCAAAAUUAAAAGGUGUAGAAGCAUCAGAAAUAUCAGAAAUGUGUAAUAAUAUAGUGAAUAUCUUUGGUCUUGAAACAUAUGAAAAUCGUCGAGUACAAAAAUUAAGUGGUGGUAAUAAACGAAAAGUUAGUGCAGCUUUAGCAUUCAUGGCUAAUCCAGCAUUAGUAUUCUUGGAUGAACCAACAACAGGUUUGGAUGCAGCUGCUAAACGAAAAUUAUGGAAAGUAAUACGAGCUGCUCGUGAUGUUGGUUUAACAAUUAUUAUGACAAGUCAUAGUAUGGAAGAAUGUGAAGCUCUAUGUACUAAAAUUGGUAUUAUGAAAAUGGGUCAAUUUAUGUGCCUUGGAAAUUUACAACAUUUAAGAAAUCGUUUUGGUAAUGGUUAUGCUAUCAAAGUAAAAGUAGUCGGUGAUAAUUUAGAUAAUAUUAAAGCUCAAUUAAUGACAGAUAUACCCGGAAUUGAAAUACAAGAUCAACAUAAUGAAGUAUUAUUUUGUAAUGUACCAUUUUCACAUUCAUCAACAGAUGGAAGAAAUACAACUCAAUUACCUUAUAAUUUAGCACAUGUAUUUGAAAUAUUGAAUAAAAAAAAAGAACAAAAAAUUAUUGAAUCAUAUUCAGUAACACAAACAACACUUGAACAAAUAUUUGUUCAACUUGCUGGUGAAGAUGAAGAUAUUUUAUCUGAUCAAAAAGAUAAUAAUAAUAAACAAACUAUUCCUCCAAUGACAACAAGACUUUAA